Messenger RNA from Colletotrichum spaethianum, 2964 nucleotides. Its product is annotated as putative NAD(P)H-dependent D-xylose reductase xyl1. Gene Ontology annotation, biological process: intracellular potassium ion homeostasis; sodium ion export across plasma membrane; proton export across plasma membrane. Bases 1 to 2964 code for a protein of 987 amino acids. NCBI's taxonomy places the organism in Eukaryota, Fungi, Ascomycota, Sordariomycetes, Glomerellales, Glomerellaceae. Gene Ontology annotation, molecular function: sodium:proton antiporter activity. Gene Ontology annotation, cellular component: plasma membrane. The transcript has 2 exons. The record is from RefSeq and is a predicted model, not a curated record.
AUGGCGUGGGACCAUCUCUCCAUCACGAAGCCGCACUUGGUGUACAUCAUCUUGGGCGGCUUCACAACCCUUUUUAUGCUCUGCUCCUCCAUUAUCAAGGAGCGCAUGUACAUUGGCGAGGCCACAGUCGCUACCAUCUGUGGCAUCAUCUUCGGCCCUCACGCCGCGAACCUGAUUGACCCGAAAAGUUGGGGCAACGUCGACCUCGUCACCAUCGAGUUCUCCCGCAUCGUUCUUGUUGUACAAUGUUUCGCCGUCGGUGUAGAAUUGCCCAAGUUCUACAUGGAGAAGCACUGGAGAUCCGUCACCCUGCUGCUGAUUCCCGUCAUGACCAUUGGCUGGCUUGUCGUGAGCUUGUUCAUCUGGUGGCUGAUUGAUCCGUUGUCUUGGCUUGAGAGUUUAGUCAUCGCGGCCUGCGUCACCGCCACCGAUCCCGUCCUGGCCUCUUCCGUCGUCGGUAAGGGCAAGUUCGCUAAACGAGUCCCCAAGCACUUGCGAGACCUGCUGUCGGCCGAGUCCGGCUGCAACGAUGGCAUGGCCUUCCCCUUCGUCUAUCUCGGAAUCUACCUGAUCCAGGAGCACAUGGAUGCCAAGUCCACCACCUUUCACUGGAUUGUCUACACGAUUCUCUAUGAGUGUAUCUUUGGCGCCAUCUUCGGUUUCGUUGUUGGCUACAUCGCACGCCACGGUAUCAAGUACGCAGAGGAGCACGAUCUGAUUGAUCGAGAGAGUUUCUUGGUCUUCUACUUCGUUCUCGCUCUGUUUUGCGCCGGUGCCGGUAGUUUGCUCGGCAUGGACGACUUGCUUGUUGGCUUUGCUGCCGGUGUGGGUUUCUCAAACGACGGUUGGUUCGCCUCCAGGACCGAAGAGUCCCACGUCUCCAACGUUAUCGAUCUCCUCAUCAACCUGGCCUACUUUGUGUUUCUGGGAACCAUCAUCCCAUGGGAGCAGUACAACAAUGUCGCUGAGGGCAUCACCCCCUGGCGUUUGGUUGUCAUCGCCAUUUUCGUCAUUCUGUUCCGCCGCAUUCCCGCCAUGCUCAUGCUGAAGCCCUUCAUACCCGACAUCAAGACAUGGCGCGAAGCUGUCUUCGCCGGCCACUUCGGUCCCAUCGGUGUCGGCGCCAUCUUCGUUGCCGUCUUGGCUCGCGCUGAGCUGCAGUGGGAGACGGCCGUGCCGCUUUCCGAUAUCCCUCCCGAAGAAAUCGAGCACAGAACCCUCGUCGCUGUCAUCUGGCCAAUCGUCACGUUCCUCGUCAUUUCAUCCAUCAUUGUCCACGGCUCGUCGGUGGCCGUCUUCACCCUCGGAAAGCGCAUCAACACCUUGACAAUCACCAUGUCCUACACCACCGCACCCGAGGACGGCCCCACCUGGAUGAACCGCUUGCCGAGAAUCUCGUCGCAGUCUCGCUCGCAAGCUCGAACCAUGUCCGAUACCGAUGGGGAAGAGUUGAAGAUGCCCGAGUUUCCGCCCGGGACUUUGCCCCCCGUGGGUUUCCCAGGCGCUUUCCUGCGCCGUCAAAAAGACGAGGAUGGCUCGAAAUCUCGUACUCGGUCGACAUCGCGCAGUCGGCGGAAGAAGAACAACAAGUGGGACGACGGCAUCGGCCCGGGUGGACCCGUCUCUCAGUCUGCCAUCUUCCCUACUAGACGCGAGCCUCUUCUCAACGAAAAGGACCCCGCCUCCCCUGAUGGCGAAGGCACUACGCCGCCCAGGCGCGAUUCUGACAGGGGCCGCUCGAGAGAUCCCGAAAAGGACGACGAUGAGAUCACCCCCUCUCCUGACGAAGGCUCCAGCCGAACCAACUCCGCAUCCAAGAUCCAAAUCUACGAGGAGGGAGACAAUCUGGUUGUUGAGAAUGAGGAUGGUGAUGUGUUGACUGUUGAGCGUUCUCCAAGCAAGGCAGAGGCGGUGGCGGAUGCGGAAGCACAUCAUCGCGUACCUGUUGAAGCCGACUUGAGUGCAAUGACGCCCACCAAGUCGAGGCAAGGCGAAAAGUUCAACUGGACCCUCGAUUCCUUCAAGCGCAAAGUCGAAGACGUUUACAGCUCGGAAGUGGAGAAACGUAAGGAGAAGAGCAAGACUGGCAGGCGGCACGAGCCCGCUCGAGCAUUCCAGUUUGGCAACACAAUCAUUGUUGAAGACGAAGAUGGUGAGGUCAUCAAGACCUACGAGCUGCCGUCGGCCAAGGCUGGAAAGGAACAUGGAGGCCGCACACAGCAAAGCCUCAAGUACCUCGGCAUGGGCGGUCUGUUGAAGGCAUCCGAGAAGCCUGUGGUCGAAGACGAAGCUCAAGCGGAAUCCAGCGCCGAAGGCGCUGCCAAGGCACCGGGCAAGUCGGGCUGGCAACGCUACCUUGGUGGCACCGCCGGUGCUGCGCAGAAGCCGAAGAAGAACGCGGCCGACGGAGGGCAAGACGAUGACCGGCACAUCCGCUUCACGAUUGGCGGAGUUGGCCAGAGGAUGACCAAGGAGGAUUUCAUCCGGGAAGUGCAGAAGCUCGACGACAAAACCCGACGACAGGUCGUGGACCAAUCGACCGCAUCCCAACGUGUCAAGUCAAUCGCAAAAGGAGACGUCCCUUCUCCGGUUGAGCGACAGGCGAACAUACCCACCAUCAAAAUCGGCAGCGACUCGGCCGAGAAGCGAUCCGGGUCUUACACCCCACAGCGAGUGAACUCCAGCCCGGCGCAACCCGCUCCGAGAGCGUCACAAGAGAAGGGCGCCGACGAUGAGGAGACGGCCAUUGAGAGACAGCGCAGGCUGGCCGUCCUUUCAAACCAGAGCGACGAGGAUGUGGAAUCAGGCGAGACCCCCGCCGAGAGACGUCGUAGGGAGGCUGCACUGGGCAUGAACGCCAACGACGGUGGAGACGACUCCGACGACGAAGGCGGGGAGAGAGUACCGCCCACGAGGAGAGGUAUCCGGUUUGCAGAGAGUACGGUGCCGCGAGGCCGGAAGUAA